GCAGGUGAGGCCGAUGCCAUCACUCGGGAUGGAGGAGACGUCUACACAGUGACAGCCGGCCUCAACACUUACUACCUGCAACCCAUCAUUGCAGAGGACUACUGCGAGUGUUGGCAUCUCACGACCAAGUUCAAUAAUGGAAGAGACUGGGUACACAAUGGCCCUUAGCACUUCAGUUGCACAGAAAGGCCUACAGAAAGUUGAUGGUUCUAUACUUUGAAUCGGAUCAAAUGUAUUCUGGCAAAAUCUGGUUUCUGACUGUUGUAUUGAUAUCUCCUCUCCUGUCCAUCAGACUCUGACAUCUGCUAUUAGGCUGUGGCCGUGGCCAAGAAUGACACUGGCUUCGGGUUCAACAAUCUCCGGGGCAAGAAGUCCUGGCACACGGGGCUCGACAAAUCUGCAGGCUGGAACAUUCCCAUUGGCACCCUGGUGACUGUGGGCCAGAUCAACUGGGCCGGGAUCGAGGACAAACUUGUGGAGGAAGGUGGGUGGGAAUGAGUGAAACUUGAUGAUUGUGCUUGAUGGUCUGUAGUUGACUCCCUGGGAGUGAGGAAUGUGUGUUGGAUGUACUUAAUACUGUAUCUCUGUCAUUGCAUGGUGUGGUUUUUCCUCUGUGUGUGUGUGUGUGUGUCAGAUUAUUUGUAUACAUAUUGGGCUUUAUAUUUUGGAUCUAUCUAUAUAAAUUAUGUUUGUGUUCUGUUGCUAUAGUUUUCAUGGCCUGUCAGAUAUGGAUAAAUCAGAUGUUUGUAUGCAGCACAUUACUUGAUGUGCUUUGUCAUAUUGAUGUACUUCGUCAGCCAGUUUCUCAUGUGUUUAUUUGUUUUGCAGUGGUGAGAUUUGACUUCAUGGCCAGCUUCGCUCCAGGCACCACUAAGGGUUCUAAGGGUUCAUGUCCUAGCAGUGCAGGGGCCUAG
This is a messenger RNA of Coregonus sp. 'balchen', 914 nucleotides long. NCBI's taxonomy places the organism in Eukaryota, Metazoa, Chordata, Actinopteri, Salmoniformes, Salmonidae. The record is from the annotation of a GenBank genome assembly.